Messenger RNA from Eleginops maclovinus (Patagonian blennie), 3670 nucleotides. RefSeq names its product transmembrane protein 151B. The record is from RefSeq and is a predicted model, not a curated record. The transcript has 2 exons. Bases 530 to 2287 code for a protein of 585 amino acids. Lineage: Eukaryota; Metazoa; Chordata; Actinopteri; Perciformes; Eleginopidae.
CUCCACCAGGAUAUACAGGAAGGAAAGCAAAGCGAUCUCGACAUUUUUUCCUAUAUACCUCCUUCUCGUAAAUAUCCUAAGGUCAUUUUGUGCCUUAUAAAGCAUUUUUGGUGAAUAUUUCAACGAAUCAUCGCUUUUUUGUGUGGUGAAGAGCGUAGGGUUUGCCACAUCCUUCCUCUCUCCUCCGGGAUACUGGACAACGCUCAUGCAUCUGGAUGAACAUCGUGCAGUAAUGUCUCAUUUUUAUUAGGAAAUUUAAACUGGCCACUGACAACAAGCCUCGCCGUCUGCAUCAUGGUCAACCUUUGCUGCCUUUGCUGCGGUGAAAUCCCUCAACCCCGCCCCCCUCUGUCCAGCCAGGCGGGUCCACCUCGGGAUCCCCGCUCCGUGCAGCAGCAGCAGCCCGCUGGCUCCGGCCCAGACGCCGUGGAGCUGAAGGGGGCGCAGAAAGGGGGAGCAAGACAGCUAGAGCAAGUGAAGAAAAAGGAGUGAGUUUAUAAUCUGUCUGUGACAUGCCAAAAAGUGCAGCAUGCUCUCCUCCGAUCCGGACUCUGCGGAGGACACGGCGGUCAACAAUGCUCCCAAUGAGGCUGAGGAAGAGGAGCAGGAGGAUGAGCAGGACUCAUCGGCAGAGAGUGAUGUCCCAGAGGAGCAGCGUCCAGUGAAGCAGUCCCUCGGUGCUUGUGUGUGCCGGGAGUCCCAUUGGCGCUGCCUGCUGCUCUCUCUGCUCAUGUACAGCUGCCUGGGCGCCGUGGCCUGGUGCCAGCUGACCCGGGUCACCAAAAUCAGCUUCAACUCCGCCCUCACCUCCUCCUUCUCUGCCUCCUUCACCUCCUCCCUGCGGGGCGCCUCUGGGAUGGGUGUUAGCGGAAACUCGAUGAUCUACCACGACAGCCCCUGCUCUGACGGCUACAUCUACAUCCCUCUGGCCUUCCUGCUCAUGCUCUACGUCUUAUACAUGGUGGAGUGCUGGCACUGCAGAGCAAGGAGCGAGCUGCAGAGUAAAGCAGACGUAGACACAGUGUACGAGCGUGUGCUACGCAUGAGACAGGCCCAACCUUGCAUUUGGUGGAAAGCCAUUAGCUACCACUUUGUCCGUCGGACCCGUCAAGUAACUCGAUAUCGCAAUGGAGAUGCCUACACCACCACACAGGUGUACCACGAGAGGGUGAACACACAUGUGGCCGAGGGGGAGUUUGACUUCGGCCGCUGCGGGAUGAAAGAUGUAUCACGUGACCUCAGGGGAUUGGAGGGACAUCCAGCGACUCGCCUGCACUUCACAAAAUGUUUCAGCUUCACAGAGGCCGGGCCAGAAAACGAUUACCUCAACCAGAGAGCAAGGUUCUUCUCUGAAAUCGAGGGUUUGGACGAUUACAUGGAGGCUAGGGAGGGCAUGCAGUUGAAGAAUGUGGACUUCAGAGAAAACCUGAUAGCCUAUGUGGACCCUGACAGGUUGCCUUGGUACAGCUCGCAGAUGGCCUUCUGGCUGGCAGCUCUGCUCAUGUUGUCAUGGCCUCUGAGAGUGCUGAUAGAGUACCGCACUUCUUAUGUGCACUACCGCAUAGAGAAACUAUUCGGGUUAGAGUACAGCCCGUCUCCUCUCGAUGAAGACAGGCCUAAUACUGGGUGUGUUAUUCCCAGAGUAGACACACUGGACAGCACUGAGAUGGAGUGGCACAUACGCUGUAACCGGCAGGUGAUCCCUAGCUACUCUGAGGCCAUGCUGAUAAACAUGAGCACUGCCGACUCUAACUCCUUACCAGACACUGAAUGCACCUCCUCCUCAAACUGCUUCCUCCUCGAGAGCAGCCAGACUGCUCAGAGUUACGGCGCCCUGCAAAGCCAGGAGGACUGCGAGCAAUGCAGGGAGCCGACAGGAGCAGGGGAUGGUGGAGGCGAUGGAGGAGGUGAUGGAGGCAGGAGGAGGACCCUCACCAGCUCCAGCUGCUCCUCCAUCUUCUCUUGCCGGGGAGCACUGCUACAUUCCCACCUCUCCUCGGACACCUCCCGCUUCUCUCUCUGCCGCAUGUACGGCUCCCACCGCACCAUAGCUCUGUGGAGGAGCCGCAGCAGCACCCUGACUGACCCGUGCUGCGUGGACGAGCAGUGCUGUAGGUCCGACUCCAGCCAGCUGGCACUCAGUGACAGUCCGCCAACCUAUAGGGAUGCCCGCUUCUUCCCUGUGCUGAUCGUGCACCGGUCUGAAGGCUGUGGCGGCGAGGACGGGAGGGAAGUGAGGCGAUAUUACAUACGGAGAGGGUCUUCCUGUGUAGAGACGGAUCUGUGAAGGACAUUUGGACACUUGAUUGAUGAGCCAAGAAUGGAUUCACAUCAUUAUGUUGAUGGUGUUGGUCAGUGUUUGCUCCAUAGACAGAAUGACAUUUACGAUUUAUGAAGCUUUUUCAAAAAAUUACAAAUAUAUGAAGUAAAAAAGGUUGAAGAUGAUAGUUUAGAUUCUUAGUUGUGGGGUUAUAUGAUGGACUAAUUCACACAGAGUGUAUUGAUUCACUAAAUGGGGUCGGCACAGACUAGCAUCCCGAAAGUUAAGCAAUUUAGCCACCUGUUGUGUUAGGACCAGUAUCAAAACAUAUUUCAACCACCUUAAAUAAUCUAUACAGUACUUUUUACCCCUUUCCUUUCUGGCAGACUGCCCUUUCUUACAGGUAACUGAAACUGUUAUCUUUUCUCUCUUCAAAGCCACCAGUCGAUAUAGUCUAUGCUGGCAUAGACUACAUAGAAUAUAAUAUACAUUUUUAUAUACAGUAGUAACUGUCGGUCUGCCUCUCUUAUUGGGAGACUUAACUAAAUCUAAAUUGACCAAAGUUACACAAUAAUACAAAUUAUUAACUAGUCGAGGCAGUGGUAGCCCAGCAACUCCUGUCUUGUGCCAUGUUAAAGUACUGUUUCUGUCAAUGAAGUUUAGUGGCCUUGAAGAGAGCAUGGACGACGGCUUCUUCACCUGAAAGGUCACUCAGGUAAAGGGCGGAAACUACUCUAAAUGUAAUGUACACUUAAACUGAAAUUGAUGUUCUCAGGUGGCCCUGAUUUUUCAAACUUUACCUCUUAAAACCCCACUGCAACUAAUAUAAACUAUCCUUCUAAAUACAGACUUCUAUUUUUUAACACAGUCACAAUACCCUCUUUAUAGCAGCUACACUCUGUCAACUAUGGUGUGUAUCAUGACACACAUUUAAAUCUGACUAAAUGGUAAACACAAGACUGAUACAUGAAAACUGCACGACCGCUACAUCCCCUUAUAUUUCUGAAAAAAACACAUGAUGCAAAUCUACACCACUUUAUACAUUGCAUUUUUAUGUGUGAGAUGUGUGCAACUUAGAAGCAUAUCUCAGGCUAGAAGAAGAAAGAAAGGUUGCAUGUUGUUACUAAUGUAUUGUGUUUUUUUGUUGAUUAAUGGUGAAACCAAAGACAUAAAUAUUCUGUUUUGUUUUUUCAAAGAUAUUAUUGCUUUCGUUGACGAGUGAGAACAUGAAGAGAAUGUCAAUAUGUAAGCAAUAAAAUAUUCAUCCAAAAUGAUUGUAUGUUCAUCAGUUUACUGCAUCCUGUGAAAACGUGGAAAAAAGAUGAAAAUAGUACGAUGAGUCAUCUAACAAGACUGGAUUGUGGGGUUUAAAUUCACUUUGAUUAAAUCCCUAAUUUAAAUGACUGCAUG